UCCACUAAAAGACAGACGCCUCAAUAUAAAGUUGUAAAUUCAGUCGUAUUUUUUAAAAUCAGAGAAUCACCGAAACAACGAGUUAUGAGAGCGAAUCAAAUUAAUGAUAUUUAGGUUUAAAUAUAUAUAUUUUUCAACCUUGGAAAGAGAAUGAGUGGAGAUAGCUUGCGCUGAGAAUCCGUGUGUAAAGGUAGACGCACUUUUAGGACGCACAACAUAUAAACCGUUUCAACUGACUCCACAAGAGAUCAGCCAUGGAUUUUUGCCUCAACACGGACUAAAGUUCGUUCUUGAAGAGGUCCGACCCGCUCCGACCCUGUCCCAUACCAGCCCGAAUAGUGCAGCAGGUGGAGGAUGGCCGAGAGAGUGACUUGGUGGAGAGCGUUUAUGGGGAACAAUAAGAGAACGAGUAGUGGUACCAAGGACAUCGCCACUCAGCUCCCCGACACAAUGAAGGACCCUCUGACGCCCAGCACACAGGGAGUCCUAGCAACACCACACUCAGCAGCAGCCCCCAAACUCCCAACCGACCAACAGCCUCCAGCAUCACAACAGCUACCAGCAUCACAGCAGUCACCAGCGUCACAGCAGCCACCAGCAUCACAGCAGUCACAGGCACCAGUCAGUACAGGCAACAGCCUCUUCAGCGACGAGACCUUCGAUGACUCCCAGUUUGAGUCGGUCUUCAACGAACAGACGUGUCGUAGGAACCUGAGGGUGUCUCGGUCAGGCCGGUUUAAGGAGAAGAAGAGGGCACGCUCCAGUCUUCCUACUGGGAAAGAGGACGUACGAUGACAAGGAUGGCGAUGAGGAUGAGGGAGAUAGUGGCCAAAGACUGCUCUUACUUCUGAACUUUAUUUCAACAUGGCCGUCCGUUCUGGGGAAAGACGAAGGUAGAUGAAGAUGAAUUGUAAGUUGAAGAUAAGUUGAGGGUUAAUUGAAGAUAAGUUGAGGGUAAGUUGAAGAUAAAUUGAGGGUAAGUUGAAAAUAAGUUGAGGGUAAAUUGAAGAUAAGUUGAGGGUAAAUUGAAGAUAAGUUUAGGGUAAGUCGAAGAUAAAUUGAGGGUAAAUUGAAGAUAAGUUGAGGGUUAAUUGAAGAUAAGUUGAGGGUUAAUUGAAGGAAAGUUGAGGGUAAGUUGAAGAUAAUUUGAGGGUAAGUUGAAGAUAAGUUGAGGGUAAAUUGAAGAUAAGUUGAGGGUAAAUUGAAGAUAAGUUGAGGGUUAAUUGAAGAUAAGUUGAGGGUAAAUUGAAGAUAAAUUGAGGGUAAAUUGCAGAUAAGUUGAGGGUAAAUUGAAGAUAAGUUGAGGGUUAAUUGAAGAUAAAUUGAGGGUUAAUUGAAGAUAAGUUGAGGGUAAGUUGAGGGUAAGUCGAAGAUAAGUUGAGGGUAAAUUGAAGAUAAGUUGAGGGUAAGUCGAAGAUAAGUUGAGGGUAAGUUGAAGAUAAAUUGAGGGUAAGUUGAAGAUAGUGAUUUGAGACUUUGACUUUACCAUUUGGAACCCUUUUGUCAGUACUAGAGAGUCUGAAGUUAUACUCUCCUGUACCUCCUGUCUUGUUACAUUAUAAUGGACUGCUGAUUGGCAGUAGUGAACAUUUCUCAGUGACAGCUAGGUAGGCACUUAACAGUCCUUCCCUGAGGAAAUCACAGGUCUGACAAGGUUUGAUUGAUUUAAAGCAAAAGGAAGACAAGUGUGUCUUUACUAAUCCAAUCCCAUAAAGAUCAGUGGUUAGGCUACUUCAAGAAAGGAAGGAAGUGAGGGAGGAAGGAAGGAAGGAAGGAAGGAAGGAAGGAAGGGAGG
Messenger RNA from Oncorhynchus mykiss (rainbow trout), 1795 nucleotides. RefSeq lists its product as uncharacterized. The record is from RefSeq and is a predicted model, not a curated record. NCBI's taxonomy places the organism in Eukaryota, Metazoa, Chordata, Actinopteri, Salmoniformes, Salmonidae.